AUGGUUCUCGACUACAGCAAAUGGGACGCUUUGGAGCUGUCCGAUGACUCCGACGUGGAAGUUCAUCCCAAUGUCGACAAGCGUUCUUUCAUCCGAGCCAAACAAGCUCAGAUCCAUCAGCAGCGCGAACAGCGCCGUCAUGAGAUCAAGACCUUGAAAUACGAGCGCAUUAUCAACGACGGGCUGUUGUCGCGCAUCGACAAGCUUAUCGAAUCUCUCAAGAAGCACGAAGAUUCCUCUGCUUCCCCCGAUGAGUUCAUCUUCUCUACUAUUAUGGAGUUCGCCAGCAACCCCACCGAAGACCAAGCUCCCACCCCGCCAGAGGGAGUAUACACAAACGAACCCGAACAACCUAAGUUCUCCCAGAUGAUGAGCUCCUUGGUGGACCAGGUUAAGAAGGAGAUCGGAGACUCCAAGCCCGACAAUCUUUUCAAGGCAUACAUUAAGGGUGUGAACGUGCACUUGGAGAAGAUUCAGGGACUCCAGAAGGAAUUGCACACGAAGCUUGCGCAGCUCGAAAAGGAAGAGGGUGCCAAGAUCACCAGUGAUCAGCUGCAUGAGGGUUUCAACCAAUCACAUGUUGCUAAGAUGGCUGAGAAAGAGAAGGCCGAGGCUGCUGCCAAAAAGAAGGAGAGCUCCGUUGAGCUGUUGAACCCGGGUGCUGGAAGCGCAUCCAAGGCCGACGACGAAGGCAACGACGAGGAUCCCGCCGAUGUUGAGAUUAGCCCUCUUGCGAAGAAGUUUGCGAAUUUGAAGGCCGGUGACUACAAGGCCUACUUGCAGUUCAUCUCCGCGAACCCGGACAUUGUCGCCGAGAAAGAGACCGACGGUCUCUUGGUCGAGGCUUUCAACAGUCAGCUCAAGGGUAAUGAAGACUACGCCCGCCAGUGCGUGCACCAAGGUCUGCUCCUGCAGUACUGCCGCUCGCUCGGUCGCGAUGGCAUUCAGCUCUUCUUCACUCGCAUCACCACCAAGGACCACCGGGCCUCUACUCUGUUCCACAACGACGUCAACGAAACGUACGGUCGUAUCAAGUCCCGUACCGCUGAACUUAACAAGGAAAGUUCCGGUAACGAGUCCGGUGGCGUGGAGCAAAUCCAGCUGCAUGCCGUCGACCCCAACACUAAGAUCACCAUCAACCUUCCCGCUGCCAACAGCGAAGAUCCGACCGAAAUUGAAGUCCGUAAGAUCUUCGACGCCUUCCCUGAAGACUUGCAGAAGGCUUUGGAAACCGAGUCAUUGGAUGAGGUCAACAAGGUCUUGGGCAAUAUGUCUAUUGAAGCAGCAGAGCUCGUUGUCGAGGCGCUUGGUAAUGGAGGCAUGCUGAGCUUGGAGGAAGGCAUCGUUGAUGCCACUACAGCUGAAGGUCAGAAGAAAUUAAAAGAACUGGAAGAGGAAGGAAAGGACGUCGGCGAACCUGGCGGUGAUGUUACCGAACUCGAUUAA
This is a messenger RNA of Penicillium brevicompactum, 1446 nucleotides long. RefSeq names its product Hsp90 co-chaperone CDC37. The transcript is spliced from 2 exons. The record is from RefSeq and is a predicted model, not a curated record. The coding region runs from base 1 to 1446 and encodes 481 amino acids. Lineage: Eukaryota; Fungi; Ascomycota; Eurotiomycetes; Eurotiales; Aspergillaceae. Gene Ontology annotation, molecular function: protein kinase binding; protein-folding chaperone binding; heat shock protein binding. Gene Ontology annotation, biological process: protein folding; protein stabilization. Gene Ontology annotation, cellular component: cytoplasm.